CAGCACGCAGCUUUGGGGUUCGUUGUGGAGGUGCUCCACAAGGGCAUCCAGGAAGAAGAGCAUCGUGAGAGCGUGCAGCACAAAAUCGCCGAGUUGUGUGUCCCAAUCGAAUGGUGGCAAGUACAGUCGAGGACCACUUUUUCGUGGAGUGACGCCAUUGCCAAGGGCACUCGCUCUAUCAGUAUUGCAAAGGCACCAGACUGGUGGGAUAUGAUUGAGCGAUGCGACCUGAACAGGCCGCCCCCUGUGGCAAGAACCCCAGUCCUUCCAGCGCCAUUGCCAGAAACCCGACUCACCAAGCUCAACCACGACCGCUCCUGCCACAAGUAUCCUGCUGCCCCAGCCGGCGCACGCGUGGGCACUGCGCUCGUCAAGAAGCUCGGCCUCAACCUAUCCUCGUAUGACUACGUUUGUGGCACGUCCUUCAUCUAUGCCUUGGCUGGUGACAGCCGGUACCUGAAGGACGAUUUCUACCUUGAGUGGUGCGAGGAGACUUGCUGUGUCUUGCACAUCCCUUCGCAUAAGCAUAGCCAAGACACUGUCGGGCACGCG
Symbiodinium pilosum is the source of this 552-nucleotide messenger RNA. The record is from the annotation of a GenBank genome assembly. Lineage: Eukaryota; Dinophyceae; Suessiales; Symbiodiniaceae.